GAAAUCAAAGAAACCAGAAAGCGACAUGAGACUCGUCUGGUGGAAGUGGAUACAGGUCGCUUAGUUGAAUAUGAGCACAAGCUGGCCAAAGCUCUGCAGGAAUUGAGAGAACAACAUGAUCAACAAGUGAAAAUCUAUAAAGAAGAACUAGAAAAAAAUUUCCAUGACAAGCUUGAGAAUGCAAGGCUUGCCUCAGAGAUGAACACCAGGUCAGCCAAGGCAGCUGAAGAGGAGCUGAAAGAAAAUUCAAUGAGGAUAGAGAGCCUCAGCACUCAGUUGUUCAACAUGCAAAAAGAUGCCAGAGCUUGGCAAGAAAGAGUUCAGGAGUCAGAAGAUGCACUGGAAAAAGAGAGGGAUGGAAAUCGCAGGAUGCUGGCUGAGAAGGAGAAAGAAAUGGCUGAAAUCAGAACACAGAUGCAGCAACAGCUAAAUGAAUAUGAAGAUCUUUUGGAUGUUAAGCUGGCAUUGGAUAUGGAAAUCAGUGCAUACAGGAAAUUACUGGAGGGUGAAGAAGAGAGAUUGAAGUUGUCACCAAGUCCAUCUUCCCGUGUGACUGUUUCUCGUGCAACGUCUAGCCGCAGUGUCCGCACAACUCGUGGAAAGAGAAAACGUGUUGAUGUUGAAGAAUCUGAGGCCAGUAGUAGUCUCAGUAUCUCUCAUCUUGCUUCUGCCACAGGGAAUGUUGCCAUUGAGGAAGUGGAUGUAGAUGGUAAAUUUAUCCGACUAAAGAAUAAUUCAGAACAGGAUCAACCUAUGGGUGGCUGGGAGUUGACCAGAAAGAUUGGCGAUGCAUCUGUCUCUUACAAAUUUACCCCAAAGUAUGUGUUGAAAGCCGGACAGACGACAACUAUCUGGGCUGCUGAUGCUGGUGUGAUAUCAGCUCCACCUGCCAACCUCAUUUGGAAGAACCAGAAUGCUUGGGGCACUGGAGCAGAUGUGAAAGUAGUCCUCAAGAAUUCUCAGGGAGAGGAGGUGGCUGACAGAAGUACCAUCUUCACAACCACUGUACCAGAGGAAGAGGAGGAGGAGGAAGUUGAGAUUAGAGAUGAAGAUCUCUUCCAUCAGCAGGGAGAUCCAAGAGCAGCUGACAGAAGCUGUGCAGUAAUGUGAUCAUCCUGCAAGAUGACAUCUUCAAAAACUCAUUGCUGCCUAUGUUGAACUUAAUAUCUAGAAAUUCAAACUAUUUUUGUAUUUCAGUAAUUUGUAUUUUAGAUAUUUUGUUAAUUUCUUUUUGUACACACGACAUCAGUUCAGGGCUUUUUUUAUACUGUUGAGUUUUUUUAGAACAUUACAAGGUCUAGAGCUUAAAAAAAGUGUAAAUCCGAAACCAAUGUGAAUCAUAGGUUUUUUUGAACCUAUGGAAAAUGCUUUUCUGAAGAUUACAGAUAAAACCAGUGAAAAAUAUUUUGUGUAGUUGAAGAAACUACAGUAACUUUGGGGCAGCUUGCAUUUGUGAUUGAAUUAAGUUAAUAUGUGCAGCAGGGAAAUUGGGGUAUUAAAACAUUUUGGUAGCAACAUUUUUUUGUAAAUUUAUAAAUAGAACAGCACUGAACUUACUCUUUUUAAUGAUUUUUUUAAUUGUUUAUACCCAGCUGGCAAAAGCAUUCUACAGAAAAUGGGAUGAAGGAAGUUUUCUGUUUAUAGCUUUUGUCCCCUUAUUUAGAUAGUGUUUGGGACAUGGUAUGACUAAAUGCAAAUGUUUUAAUGAGUUUUAAUGUAGCAACGGUCCACUGGGGUUUUCUUGGCAAAUAUGAAUAAAGUAAACAUUGUGUAAUAAAGAAUUGUUACUUUUCCUGAAA
Messenger RNA from Rhincodon typus (whale shark), 1799 nucleotides. RefSeq names its product lamin-B1-like. The transcript is spliced from 8 exons. Lineage: Eukaryota; Metazoa; Chordata; Chondrichthyes; Orectolobiformes; Rhincodontidae. The record is from RefSeq and is a predicted model, not a curated record. The annotation marks the transcript as partial.